Messenger RNA from Dalotia coriaria, 2534 nucleotides. RefSeq names its product Neprilysin 4 (gene Nep4). Gene Ontology annotation, molecular function: metalloendopeptidase activity. Gene Ontology annotation, cellular component: plasma membrane. Gene Ontology annotation, biological process: protein processing. The record is from RefSeq and is a predicted model, not a curated record. Bases 150 to 2417 code for a protein of 755 amino acids. The transcript has a single exon. Lineage: Eukaryota; Metazoa; Arthropoda; Insecta; Coleoptera; Staphylinidae.
AAUCAAAUACAAAGUACAAAAUAAACACUGAAGAUAUUGACACUGAAACGCAAACUGAAAUAGGUUACAACGACACAGAUUACGCUGAUUAUCAAGCGGCUGAAAGUCGGAUAAUAGUCUGGAAAGUAGCAAACAAUAAAGACAACUUUAUGAACAUCCAAGAUGUUGAUGAUCAAGAAAAAAUCUCUAAAACAAACCAAGCUCAACACAAAAAUUUCUGGAAACUCAAACAUACACCCGAAGAAAUUCGCAAAACGCAAUCAAUAAACAUGAAAAAAUUCAUGGAUCCAUCCGCGGACCCUUGCAUAGACUUCUACCAAUACGCCUGUGGGAAUUGGCACAAGUACAACCCGAUACCACCGGAUAGAAGUAGUUUUGACACGUUUGAAAUGCUCCGCGAAAGUUUAGAUUCAGUUUUACGUGAUUUACUCGAAGAAAACGUGCCGCAGGACCCAGCAAUCAUAGAUAAAGAAUUCUGGACCAGUUUGCGAGACAAUACCACGCGGCAAUCAAGAGACAAACGUCACAUCUACGAUUUCUACAAGAUCGCGGAGAACAAAGACGUCCCGGCGCCUUUCUUUCAAGUCAUACUAAAUCAUUCAUACCCCAAAACCGAGGACGCCAUAGAUAAAGCAAAAUUCCUAUUCAAGAGCUGCAUGAAUGAGGAACUUAUAAAGGUCAGAGGCAUCAAGCCCUUAUUGUACUUGAUCAAAGAGUUGGGCGGAUGGCCGGUGUUGGAUGGUAACUGGGACGAGCGACAUUUUGAUUUCGAAUGGCUCCUGGGCCAAUUGAGGUUAUACAAUAACGAUAUAAUUAUCUCCGAAUGGGUCGGGCCUGAUAUACGUAACUCCGAGGAGUAUGUCAUACAGAUCGAUCAGAGCUCGUUGGGGUUACCCUCAAGAGACUACUUCAUCGAGAAAGGGAAUCAGAAGUUUGUCGAUGCUUACAAACAUUUCAUAGCUACUGUCGCGGUUUUACUGGGUGCUGAUUCAGCUACAGCUUAUGAGGAUGCUGAACAAAUGGUUAAUUUUGAAAUAGAAUUAUCCGCCAUUACGGUAUCAGCCGAACAUCGGAAAAAUGUAUCCGAUAUUUACGUCCGGUUGAAAAUCAGAGAACUACACUCGAUUAUACCACAAAUCGACUGGUUUAAAUACAUUGGUAUUGUUACAAAUAGAGAGGUUAACCCUGAAGACCCGAUUGUAACUUUUAGUUUAAAUUAUUUGCAUCAAUUAGUUGGUUUAAUUAGUGGAACUAAUCCGAGAACAAUCGCUAAUUAUUUAUUAUGGCGAUUUAUACGGCACAGAGUGAAUAAUUUAGAUGAUCGCUUUCAGGAUGCAAAACAAAGAUUUUAUAAAGUUUUGUUUGGUCGAGAGCAAAGUCCCGCUAGGUGGCAGAGUUGCAUAUCUCAAGUAAAUUCUAACCUUGGAAUGGCUUUAGGUAAUCUGUUUGUGGGAAGAUACUUUGACGAACGGUCCAAAAAUGAUACAUUGAUGAUGACUAUUCAACUCCGGCAAUCUUUUAAAGAAUUAUUAAUGGAGACGGAAUGGUUAGACAUGGAUACAAAAACAGCUGCUGCUUUGAAGAUAGACUACAUGCGUUUGAAGAUAGGCUACCCAAAUUACAUCCUCAGUGAGCACAUGCUCAAUAAACGAUAUCAAGACGUGCAAAUACAUCCGGAUUUUUAUUUUGAGAAUACGCUGAGUAUUCUACAACAUCUCACGCGUUUGGAACAUUCGAAAUUAACCGUUGCGGUUGAUAAAAACUUCUGGAACUCACCACCGGCGGUAGUAAACGCGUAUUAUUCCCGAAAUAAGAAUCAGAUUAUGUUCCCGGCUGGGAUUUUACAGCCGCCAUUUUAUCAUCGUCAUUUCCCGCGGAGUUUAAACUAUGGUGGGAUAGGUGUGGUGAUUGGGCAUGAAAUAACUCAUGGGUUCGAUGAUAAAGGGCGGCUUUUUGAUAAAGACGGGAAUUUGAAGGUGUGGUGGAAAAAGGAGUCGAUUGAAGAGUUCCAUGAGCGUGCAAAGUGUUUAAUAGAGCAAUAUAAUGCUUAUGUUGUACCGGAAGCCAACAUGCAAAUGGACGGCGCGAAUACCCAAGGUGAAAACAUCGCGGAUAACGGAGGAAUUAAACAAGCGUUCAGAGCGUAUGAACAUUGGGUGUUAAACAACCCAGAAAGGGAUGAAUCAUUACCAGGGAUGAAUAUGACUAAGUAUCAGUUGUUUUUCUUGAAUUUCGCGCAGAUCUGGUGCGGGACGACAAGACCGGAAGCAGCGCGGAAUAAAUUACGAACCGCAGUGCAUUCCCCUGGAAGAUUCAGAGUGAUUGGCACGUUAAGUAAUAGUGAUGAGUUUGCUGAAGUUUACCAAUGUCCGGUAGGGACACCGAUGAAUCCGAAAAACAAAUGCAUAAUUUGGUAAACAUGAAAAAAUGAUGUGAUUUUACAGGAUUCCUUUUUUUACAUUUUAUAAGUAUUUUUGUAGAUUUGUGUAAUGUUUUUGUGUAAAUUGUGUAAAUAUAUUCCGUCCAAAUGGAAA